Scaptodrosophila lebanonensis is the source of this 1519-nucleotide messenger RNA. RefSeq names its product protein rhomboid. Bases 1 to 966 code for a protein of 321 amino acids. NCBI's taxonomy places the organism in Eukaryota, Metazoa, Arthropoda, Insecta, Diptera, Drosophilidae. The record is from RefSeq and is a predicted model, not a curated record. Gene Ontology annotation, molecular function: serine-type endopeptidase activity. Gene Ontology annotation, cellular component: membrane. The transcript has 3 exons.
AUGCUUGAGGCAUCAAAGCCAGCCACGUUAGCAGCGGUAGCGGCAGCGGCGACAUUUGUCAACAUGCCGGCCGACAGACGCCUCAACGGCGUCGUGCUCGGCGUCUGCUGCGAUCAGCUGCGUGCUGCUCAGCGUCCCCUCCCCAUCGGGCUGACAAGCACAAUGAUGACAACAACAACAAUGCCGGAGCCCAUGGAGAAGCACCUGGAGGAGCGACGACGAUACUGGCCACCGCCUUGCUUCAUACUGCUGAUAUCCUUGCUGGAGAUUGGAAUCUUUGUGUACGAAUUCGAUGAGCUUGCAAACGGCGACUCGUGGCUCAUCUACCGCCCGGAUCGGCGACUCCAACUAUGGCGCUUCGUUUCCUAUGCCCUGCUCCAUGCCAAUUGGCUGCAUCUCGGAUUCAAUGUGGGGACGCAGCUGCUCUACGGGGUACCACUGGAACUGUUUCAUGGAUCCCUUCGAAUUGGCAUCAUUUAUGUGGCAGGCGUCCUAGCGGGUUCUCUGGGCACAAGCAUUGUCGACUCCGCGGUGUAUCUGGUGGGGGCUAGUGGUGGUGUUUAUGCCCUUCUAUCUGCCCAACUGGCCAAUAUCCUGCUUAACUUCGGACAAAUGCGUCAUGGUCUGGCCCAGCUUGUUUCAGUUGGCAUUUUCGUGUCCUGCGAUUUGGGCUUCGCACUGUACUCGAGGCAGUUCUCCAUGGAGACUUCACUGCCUGCGGUCUCGUAUAUAGCGCACAUGACUGGCGCGUUGGCCGGCUUUACUGUGGGCCUCUUGGUUCUACGGAACUUUGACGGCGGAUCGCACACCAGACUUUUGCGGUGGCUGGCUUUGGGAGUUUGUGCGGCUUUCAGCGUUUUUGCUAUUGCCUUCAAUCUUAUCAACUCGGUGACGGCCCAAAUGCUGGCCGAACAAGAGGGUGAGGUCAUCAAGGAGCAUCUGCUGCACGAUCUGGGCAUCUCGUAGAUAGUUGUUGAUGAGCCCACAAACGGUACCUCCUGAGUUUACGAGCAAACUGUUGUGCUUUUUUGCAAAAGACUGAGAACUUAUUCGAAUCAGCAGACGGUGCAUCAAAGAGUCUAUGAAGGCAACUUCGACUUGCGUUAAUAUCUGGAUAAUACUCACACCUACUAUAUCAUACAUAGCCUAGUCAAUAGAUUUAAAGAGAUCCUAAAAAGUGCUCAAAUGUAUCUCUAAGAACAUGAGUAAUUCACUGAUUGUAUAUUUUCUUUACUUGGUACGCUCAAACUAUCUCUAAUGUCAUAAAUGUCAAUAAAUAAUAUUUUACAGUAUUGCCAAAGGAGUAGGAAGACCCAUUUGCUCAAUGCGUCAGGGCCGAGCGAGGCUCAUUCGAAUGCAAGCGUUUCAAAGACUUUCCAAUGAAAUCUAUUUGCAUACUUGUAUUCAUGUUUGUACUGGUAGUUCAGGCCAACAGAUAUUAGGAAAUGAAAAGCAAUAAAAGUCAGACAUUAGCAUAACUACUACACUACAUAAGUAUAUAUAAAUAUAAGUAUAUAUU